UGUUUCAUAUAAACAAAUUUAAAACUCAUUCCAAAAAUUAUUAACUCGAAGAGUUUUAAUUUUUGCAUCAUAAAGAAUAUACGUACUCGAAAUCGUAUCAUGCUUCUAUGUAUUGUUUAACAUGACAAACAACUCUGUGAAGAAAAUUUGAAGUUUGACGUGUUCUUUAUUUGUUUAUAAAGAACUAUAAAGAAAUGAAGUGAUAGUGAAAUCUCACUUUUUUUUUUUAGGUGCAUUGGAACAUAAGUAGUACUGCUCAUCUGUUCGAGUACAAGUAUCUCUAUGAUGUUUUCGUCAGGUCUUAGCUGCAAUUUGUCCUUUCCCAGUUGUCUGGGUUAUCCACAGGACAGUGAAGAAUUAAUACCAAAAAUGGCUCGUGAGCCAAUAAUUCUUAAUGUCUAUGAUAUGUAUUGGAUAAAUGAAUAUACAACACCAAUUGGAUUAGGUGUCUUUCAUUCAGGUGUUGAAAUCUAUGGAACAGAAUAUGCAUAUGGAGGCCAUUCUAAACCAAUUUCUGGAAUUUUUGAAAUUACGCCAAGAGUUGCAGAAGAAUUAGGAGAGCAAUUUAGAUAUAGGCAAUCAGUACACAUUGGAUAUACAGACUUUACAGAGGAAGAUGUAACUAGGAUUGUUACAGAAUUAGGGAAAGAUUUUAGAGGUGACCGUUACCAUUUAAUGAAUAAGAAUUGUAAUCACUUUAGUAGCCAACUUACACUUAUUUUAUGUGGCCAAGAAAUACCUGGUUGGGUAAACCGUCUCGCAUAUUUUAGUUCUUGUGUACCAUUUCUUCAACGUUGCCUACCGAAAGAAUGGCUAACACCCGAUGCGCUUCAACAUUCUUUAAGCCAAGUCAGCCAUGAAAGUACGCCUUCUGAAAGAGUUACACCUUUUAGAAAAUUUAUGCAACACACGAGGGAAGUUUAUCAUGACAGUAAAUUUAUCGCCAGGAUCGCGGAAUCCAAGAAACAAAACCGUCGAAACGAGGUACAAAUUUGAUAUUGUACUCUGAAUUCCACUGGUGAUUAGUAAUAGAAAAGGAAUGCCUUUCUUGCAACAUGUCAUCUCUUAAACAUUGGACGGCACUUACAACGUCGCGUGUGUUCUUUGUUGUAUUAUAUGGUUGAAAUUUAAUAGAUAUACAAUUGAUAGAUAAUUAUGUAUAAAUCAAAACUGUAAAGAGACUGGGACGUAUUUAGUUA
Osmia lignaria (orchard mason bee) is the source of this 1199-nucleotide messenger RNA. NCBI's taxonomy places the organism in Eukaryota, Metazoa, Arthropoda, Insecta, Hymenoptera, Megachilidae. The record is from RefSeq and is a predicted model, not a curated record.